Molecule: messenger RNA, 1409 nt
Organism: Benincasa hispida (wax gourd)
Lineage: Eukaryota; Viridiplantae; Streptophyta; Magnoliopsida; Cucurbitales; Cucurbitaceae
Product: putative clathrin assembly protein At4g40080
Biological process (GO): clathrin-dependent endocytosis; clathrin coat assembly; vesicle budding from membrane
Cellular component (GO): clathrin-coated vesicle; clathrin-coated pit
Molecular function (GO): clathrin heavy chain binding; phosphatidylinositol-4,5-bisphosphate binding; SNARE binding
Source: RefSeq, a predicted model, not a curated record
UUUGCAAUCAUUCAUUAGUGUGAAUGAUUGAUUAAAUUCUUUUUUCUUUUUAAUUCCCUUUUAACUUUUUUGCCUUCCAGAUUAUAAUAAAAUUAGUCAAGUUUGUGAUUUAUAUCAAUUUAGCCUCCGUCUGUGUGACUUCGUAUGAAAAAUAUGCGAUGGCCAUAGACCAAAACAAGAAGCUCAAGAAUCUCACGCACGCUCUCAAAGACAAGGCCUCAAUAAUCAAAGCUACUUUAUCGAUUCCUCGCCGUUCAUCUUCCAUCAAGGUCGCCGUCGUCCGAGCCACCACCCAUGGUUCACGAAACCCACCUUCCGACGCCCGAGUCGCCGCCGUUCUAGCCCUUGGGAAUGACUUCCGUUCCUCCACUGCAUUCGCCUGCAUCGAAGCCCUGAUGGAGCGGCUUCAUACGACCUCCAGCGCCGCCGUGGCUAUGAAAUCGCUUUUCACUCUGCAUAUAAUUGUAAUUCGAGGUCCGUUCAAUCUGAGGGAUCAGGUAGCGUAUUUCCCCUGUUACGGAGGGCGAAAUUUUCUCAACUUGUCCACGUUUCGCGACGUAUCGGACUCGGAGAUGAACGACUUGUCGUCUUGGGUGAGAUGGUAUGCCGGGGUUGUGGAGUCUAACGUGAUUGUCGACAGGAAAUUGGACCGAAUUCUGUAUUUCCGUUCAAGAAAUUGCGAAAUUGUCGAAGAACAGAGGAAGAGGAAGAUUGAUGUACCGGAGGAAUUGGAAGUUCUUGUGGGUUUUGUGGAACGAAUUUGCGAAGUUCCGGAAUCGCUGUAUCUUCAGAAGAAGGACUUGGUUUACGAGGUGGUGAGAUUGGUUCUUGAGAAUUACAGAUUGGUUCAGAGGGAGAUUUGGGUCCGAGUUAAGGAAAUCGGAGACAGAGUCGAGAGCUUGAGUCUGGACGAGUUGACCGAGUUGGUGGGUAUUAUGACACGGUUGGAAAAUUGCAGAAGGAAACUGAGUGUGUUGUUUGUGAACAGAGGGAAGAACGAGGAAUUUUGGGAAUUGGUGAAAAUUACGAAAGGGAAACUGGCGGAAAAGAAGAGGAUGAAAGAGGAGAAGAGGAUGAUAAUGGUGGAGAUGAAAGCGAACUCGGGCGAGUCGACUCGGUUGUGGAAUCCAUUUGUUGAACCGGGUCAAUUGCUGUGGGUCCCAGCGGGUGAUGGACCCAUGGGCCCGGCUCUGCUUCCACUGACCGUUUCAACGGUAGGAUAGUUCCGAGCUUUGUCUGUUACGUUUGAACUUGUAAUCCGCUAAAAAGUUUUUUCUUUUUUAAAAAGAACGUGAAAAAGUUACCUGAGUUUUGUUUUUUUUUUCCUUUUUCCAAUUUUAUUCUUUCAAUAUGUUCUAUUGAGUUUUGAAUUUCGUUGUAAAGUAGAAAUUUGACUGGAUUGUUGUGAU